Lacerta agilis (Sand lizard) is the source of this 4834-nucleotide messenger RNA. It is a transcript of the gene CACHD1, whose product is annotated as cache domain containing 1. The transcript has 27 exons. Bases 384 to 4244 code for a protein of 1286 amino acids. Gene Ontology annotation, cellular component: voltage-gated calcium channel complex. The record is from RefSeq and is a predicted model, not a curated record. Gene Ontology annotation, molecular function: voltage-gated calcium channel activity. Lineage: Eukaryota; Metazoa; Chordata; Lepidosauria; Squamata; Lacertidae.
UGUUCCGCAGUUUGCAGCUCUCCUCAGCCGCCGCUGUUUUCAGUCGGCAGCCAAGGCAGAGCUCCCAGUGUCCCCGGAGCUGGAGCGCAGGCGAGCCAAGCCACUGGCUGCCCGUCUAGGGGAGGAAUCGGACGCCCGGCUCUGCUCGGCCGACCCAAUCCGGCUGGAAAGAGGUCCGCGGAGGGCUCGUGCACUCGGCAGCCCCUGCAUGGAGGAGUCGGCCGCUUCUCCCCGGAGCCCCGAGGCGUAGCGCCCUCCUCCUUCGCCGCCUGCAAUCCCACACCGAAGUUUGGGAGGCGCUCAGGAAAGUUUGAGCGCCGCGCUUUACGCACGGCGGUGGCCACCGUGCCCACCAGGGUGCUCCAGAAGUCGCCCUCCGCAUCAUGGCGAGCAGGCCGGCAGAGCUCGAAGAGGCCGCCCGGCCGGCUCGCCGCUCCUCUGGCGGCUCGGCUCCCCCCUUGCGAAGGGGCAGCGUUGGCCAGCGGCCCCUCUGGGUUGUCUACAUGGCGCUUUUCUGGAGGCUUAGCGCCGCCGAUUCGGAGUUUUCCAUUUUGGACGAGGCGCAAGUUUUAGCCACUCAGAUGAGGAAACUGGCCACGGAGGAGCUGGGGGUUGUCACCAUGCAGCGGAUAUUCAACUCCUUUGUGUACACGGAAAAAAUUUCAAAUGGAGAAAGUGAAGUUCAACAGCUGGCAAAAAAGAUCCGGGAAAAAUUUAACCGGUACUUGGAUGUGGUAAAUCGGAACAAGCAUGUAGUGGAAGCUUCAUACACUGCUCACCUGACAUCACCUCUGACUGCAAUUCAAGACUGCUGCACCAUUCCACCGUCUAUGAUGGAGUUUGAUGGAAACUUUAACACUAAUGUGUCUAGAACGAUCAGCUGCGAUAGACUGUCUACCACUGUGAAUAGCAGAGCAUUCAAUCCCGGCCGUGACUUAAACUCUGUACUUGCUGACAAUCUGAAGUCCAACCCAGGAAUUAAAUGGCAGUACUUUAGUUCAGAAGAAGGCAUUUUUACUGUGUUUCCAGCUCACAAAUUUCGAUGUAAGGGCAAUUACGAGCACCGCAGCAGGCCUGUCUACGUCUCUACAGUUAGACCUCAGUCUAAACACAUAGUUGUCAUUGUGGACCACGGGGCUUCCGUUACAGAGACACAACUCCAAAUUGCUAAGGAUGCAUCCCAAGUUAUUCUCAAUUCAAUAGAUGAACAUGAUAAAAUCUCCGUGUUAACCGUGGCAGACACAGUGAGAACCUGUUCCUUGGAUCAGUGCUAUAAGACAUUUCUGUCUCCUGCCACCAGCGAGACAAAAAGGAAAAUGUCCACCUUCGUUAGCAAUAUAAAGUCAUCUGACAGCCCUACCCAGCAUGCGGCAGGAUUUCAAAAAGCGUUUCAGCUGAUACGAAAUACAAACAAUAGCACAAAACUCCAAGCAAAUACAGAUAUGGUCAUAAUUUACUUGUCGGCUGGAAUAACGUCUAGGGAUUCAUCAGAAGAUGGUAAAAAGACCACACUUCGUGUCAUCAAUGAGGAAAAUGGUUUUCUUAACAACUCUGUAAUGAUCCUCACCUAUGCUCUCAUGAAUGAGGGAGUGACAGGUUUAAAAGAAUUAGCAUUUCUCCGAGAUCUGGCAGAACAAAACUCGGCAAAAUAUGGAGUUCCUGAUCGAACCGCUUUACCUGUGAUAAAAGGGAGCAUGAUGGUUCUGAACCAGCUGAGCAAUUUGGAAACCACAGUUGGCCGGUUUUAUACAAAUCUCCCAAACCACAUGGUUGAUGAAGCAGUGUUCAGUUUGCCCUUUUCAGAUGAAAUGGGAGAUGGUCUGAUAAUGACUGUAAGCAAACCUUGUUAUUUUGGAAACCUACUACUAGGAAUUGUUGGAGUGGAUGUUAAUCUUGCCUAUAUUUUGGAAGAUGUCACUUAUUACCAAGAUUCUUUGGCUUCCUACACAUUCCUAAUAGAUAAUAAAGGCUAUACCCUUAUGCACCCCUCCCUUACCAGACCCUACUUGCUUUCUGAACCACCGCUUCACACAGAUAUAAUACAUUAUGAGAAUAUUCCAAAAUUUGAGUUGGUUCGACAGAACAUCCUUAGCCUCCCUCUAGGCAGUCAGCUUAUUACUGUCCCGGUGAACUCCUCACUGUCUUGGCAUGUAAACAAACUGCGAGAAAUUGGGAAGGAAGCCUACAAUGUGAGCUAUGCUUGGAAAAUGGUUCAAGAUACAUCAUUCAUUUUGUGUAUUGUUGUGAUACAGCCAGAAAUACCUGUUAGACAACUUAAAAAUCUCAACACAGUACCCAGUAGCAAGCUGCUUUACCAUCGACUAGAUCUCUUGGGCCAACCCAAUGCUUGUCUGCAUUUCAAACAACUUGCAACCUUAGAAAGCCCUACGGUAAUGCUGUCUGCUGGUAGCUUCUCUUCUCCAUACGAGCAUCUGAGCCAGCCUGAGACGAAGAGGAUGGUGGAGCACUACACAGCAUAUCUUAGCGACAACACACGCCUCAUUGCCAACCCUGGUCUGAAAUUCUCUGUCAGAAAUGAAGUAAUGGCUACCAGUCACGUCACAGAUGAAUGGAUGACACAAAUGGAAAUGAGUAGCUUGAACAGUUACAUUGUCCGCCGUUACAUAGCAACGCCCAAUGGGGUGCUCAGAAUUUAUCCUGGUUCCCUCAUGGACAAAGCAUUUGAUCCCACUAGGAGACAAUGGUACCUCCAUGCUGUGGCAAAUCCAGGAUUAAUUACUUUCACUGGUCCCUACUUAGAUGUUGGAGGAGCUGGCUAUGUGGUUACCAUCAGUCAUACGGUUCAUUCCUCAAGUUCACAAAAGUCUUCAGGCCAUUCGGUUGCUGUGAUGGGCAUUGAUUUCACUCUGAGGUAUUUCUACAAGGUUCUAAUGGAGCUGCUACCUGUUUGUAACCAAGAUGAAGGGAAUAAAAUAAGGUGCUUUAUUAUGGAGGACAGAGGAUAUCUUGUGGCACACCCUACUCUUAUUGACCCCAAAGGCCAUGCUCCAGUAGAACAACAACACAUUACACACAAGGAACCUCUGGUGGCAAAUGAUAUUCUCAACCACCCAAACUUUGUGAAGAAAAACCUUUGUAACAGUUUCAGUGACAGAACAGUCCAGAGGUUUUAUAAAUUUAAUACCAGCCUGACGGGUGAUCUGACAAAUCUCGUGCACGGCAGCCACUGUUCCAAAUACAGGCUGACAAGAAUACCUGGAACCAAUGCCUUUGUUGGAAUCGUAAAUGAAACGUGUGACUCGCUUGCCUUCUGCGCAUGCAGUAUGGUAGAUAGGCUCUGUUUGAACUGUCACAGAAUGGAGCAGAACGAAUGUGAAUGUCCUUGUGAGUGCCCCCUAGAGGUUAAUGAGUGUACUGGCAACCUUACCAAUGCAGAAAGCAGAAAUCCUAGUUGUGAAGUCCACCAAGAACCUAUGACAUUUAUUGCUGUUGAUCCCAGUCUACAAGAUGCUCUUCCUCAAUGUAUUAAUACACGGUGCAAUCAAAGGAUGGAGAGCAGGGAUUGCUUUGGUGUCUUGGACUGUGAGUGGUGCAUGGUAGACAGCGAUGGAAAAACCCAUUUAGAUAGAUCCUACUGCGCUCCUCAGAAGGAAUGCUUUGGUGGAAUUGUGGGUGCCAAAAGCCCUUACGUGGAUGACAUGGGAGCCAUUGGAGAUGAGGUGAUAGCUUUAAAUAUGAUUAAAAGUGCUCCAGUUGGUCCUGUUGCUGGAGGUAUUAUGGGAUGCAUAAUGGUGCUGGUUCUGGCAGUCUAUGCCUAUCGUCAUCAGAUUCACCGCAGAAGCCACCAGCACAUGUCCCCACUUGCAGCACAAGAAAUGUCAGUCCGCAUGUCCAACCUGGAGAAUGAGAGGGAUGACGACAGUCACGAAGACAGAGGAAUCAUCAGCAACACCCGGUUUAUAGCAGCAGUUAUUGAGCGCCAUGCGCACAGCCCAGAACGUAGACGCCGCUACUGGGGACGCUCAGGAACGGAAAGCGAUCAUGGCUACAGUACUAUGAGUCCCCAGGAGGACAGCGAAAACCCUCCCUGCAAUAAUGACCCAUUGUCAGCUGGUGUAGACGUGGGCAAUCACGAUGAAGAUUUAGACCUGGAUACCCCUCCUCAGACUGCUGCCCUCUUGAGUCACAAGUUCCACCACUACAGGUUGCAUCACCCAGCACUUCAUCACAGUCACCACUUACAGGCUGCGGUCACAGUACAUACUGUAGAUGCGGAAUGCUAAUGGCCUCUGGCCUUGGGAGGGGAAAAAUGCAGCUGAGAGGAGACUUGACGUUUAUACCAUUACGAGGCAUGGUUUUGACUAACUUCAUUGGACUCGUUUCACAUGAAAACUUUACAUUUCCAAAAUGUAAGGUUGGCUCUGAAGUGGAAGAGAAAUUAGCAUGAUGAAUGAACCUGCCAUAACAUUCAAUAAAAUGGAAUAGUAGGAAUGUUCGGCCUCCAAACACAGGAAGGAAGGUUUAUACAGUAAACGGAGCCUUUUGAACCCUGUUGGUCUGAGCCAAGAAGAGAGUGUGCUCAGACAAAGGAGAGAGAAAGAGAGAGAGUUUAUUUCCUUAACUGGAAGAACAGAAAUCUUUGCAGCCAGAAACAAAGAAAGUGCCAGUUCCAGAAAUAGACAUUGCCACGAGGUUUCCAUUUGUUGAGGCUUUUUUGUGGGUUGUUUUUAAAGAACAAAAAAACGUUCCUUUCGCUUACAAAUUGCUGUAUGGGACCUGGGACAGUGCAUCUCAAGAUUUUUUUAAAUAAAGGAUUAUUUUUGUACUAUUUAUUGAACUCAAAACAUUCAUGAACUCUGAGGGAGAGGAAGAU